This is a messenger RNA of Hymenoscyphus albidus, 2870 nucleotides long. Lineage: Eukaryota; Fungi; Ascomycota; Leotiomycetes; Helotiales; Helotiaceae. The record is from the annotation of a GenBank genome assembly.
GCGUCUACCUAAUAUAGGUAUGUUCCAGGCCAGGUUCACGAUACCGCGGACGACGGGACCACUGACAGGGCAGAAAGUGACCAAACAGAGUGCCAAUGCCCAGACUGGCCAACGAUUCUAGGAUGGACCUGGAUAUGCGAUAAUAUGCCUGGAGAUGGACCCGAGGUGUGCUGUACACCGUUUGUGUGGUCGCUUGAGGUGGUGGUGAUGGCUUGGUAUGCAAGCUUUUGAUACACUAAAGGAUCUUGCCCAGCCUGUAGCCUCAGUGAGGAAUCGUUAUCACCAAUGAGAGGGGAAAGCCGCGCCUGUGGUCAGAUCAGCGAAUGACUGGGGCUCGCAAGUGCCCCAGGGUACCCCUCGCUACUAUCUAGACAGCGGCACCAGGUGGGGUAGUAGUGGUGGUUCAGCACUCCAAAAAAAGCACCGCCCCUCCAUUAUCAUAAGUCCCUUCACUAAGGAAAAUUCCCUCAAAACGUGUGAGUAGAAGGUUUCUACAUUGACUUCAGUUCCCCACGGAGACCCCACGCGCACCCCCAUUUCCUUAUAUAUAACUCGUGGCCUCGUAAAAGUUACUACUGGCUGCUCUCUUCACUACUACCUACACUACACCACCUCACUGAUCUAAUUUCCACCGUUAGUCUCGGUCCCGAAAGCUCUACUCCGUAGGCGACCCCUACCCCCACCAAGUGCUUUCCUGCACAGAAAAAAAAAGAGUUGAGCUCCCAAACUGACCCGGCUGGUGCAGACCAUUCCUGCACGAAUAAAUAACUCUCCCUCCCUCCUCCAACACCCGCCUCACACCCUUUCCGAUACGAUACCUACUCUACUUUCCUUGCUUGCCUUUGCCGCAAUCCCGCCUCCGUAUCCCUACUUCUACUUAAAUCACUCAUAACCCCGCCUCCCUCCCAACCCUCACCCUCCUCACCAACAUGGCUACCGCAAUGGAUCAUCUCUCCGCUGGUGCGACCAAGCUUGAAUGGAUCUCCAACCUCAAUACGGAUCUCAAGCCCGCAAAGAACUACCGCCGUACCUCCAUCAUCUGCACAAUUGGCCCAAAGACCAACUCAGUCGAGGCCAUCAACAAACUCCGAACGUCAGGUCUCAAUGUGGUCCGCAUGAACUUCUCCCACGGUUCAUACGAGUACCAUCAAUCAGUUAUUGACAACACCCGCGAGGCCGAGAAGAUUCAAGCUGGCCGUCAAGUUGCCAUUGCUUUGGACACCAAGGGCCCAGAGAUCAGAACUGGAAACACCGUUGGUGAUGCAGAUAUCCCAAUCGCUGCCGGUACCGAGAUCAAUAUCACCACCGACGAGAAAUAUGCCACCGCAUGCGAUGACAAGAACAUGUAAGUCAUCUACCCCCCGUUCGAUUUUCUGCUAAAUCGUCUGGACACGGCUAAUCUUUGGGAAACAGGUACGUUGACUACAAGAACAUCACGAAGGUGAUCGAGAAGGGACGUAUCAUCUACGUUGAUGACGGAGUUCUGGCAUUUGAUGUCCUUGAGAUUGUCGACGAGAAGACCGUUCGAGCUCGCGCACGAAACAAUGGCAAGAUUUCCUCCAAGAAGGGUGUCAACCUCCCAGAUACCGAUGUCGACCUUCCAGCUUUGUCCGAGAAGGAUAAGGCAGAUCUCCGAUUUGGUGUCAAGAACAACGUGGAUAUGGUCUUUGCAUCAUUCAUCCGACGUGGUGAGGAUAUCAAAUCUAUCCGAGAAGUUCUCGGUGAAGAUGGCAAGCACAUUCAGAUCAUCGCCAAGAUUGAGAACAGACAAGGUCUCAACAACUUUGCCGAGAUCUUGAAGGAGACUGACGGUGUCAUGGUUGCUCGUGGUGAUCUCGGUAUCGAAAUUCCAGCUGCAGAGGUUUUCGCUGCCCAAAAGAAGUUGAUUGCCAUGUGUAACAUUGCCGGAAAGCCAGUUAUCUGUGCCACUCAAAUGCUCGAGUCCAUGAUUUACAACCCUCGACCAACCCGUGCUGAGAUCAGUGAUGUUGGUAACGCCGUUACUGAUGGAGCUGACUGUGUCAUGUUGUCUGGAGAGACUGCUAAGGGUGAUUACCCCAACGAGUCGAUUCGCGAGAUGUCCCAGACCUGCUUGAAGGCCGAGAACACCAUCGCAUAUGUUUCCCACUUUGAGGAGCUCACCCAGCUUGCCCAAAGACCUGUCGGAAUUGUUGAGUCUUGUGCUAUGGCUGCUGUUCGUGCCAGUUUGGACAUGAAUGCCGGUGCUAUUAUUGUCCUCUCCACCAGUGGUGACAGUGCCCGACUUCUUUCCAAGUACAGACCAGUCUGCCCAAUUUUCAUGGUUACCCGAAACCCAAGUGCUUCCCGAUAUGGUCACUUGUAUCGUGGUGUUUACCCAUUCUACUUCCCAGAGCAAAAGCCAGACUUUAGCAAGGUCAACUGGCAAGAGGAUGUGGACCGAAGAAUUACCUGGGGUAUUGCUGAGGCUAUGAAGCUUGGUGUUUUGAGCCAGGGUGAGACCGUUGUCGUUGUUCAAGGAUGGAAGGGUGGUAUGGGUAACACCAACACGUAAGUUCCAAACACUUUACAUUGAGAUACCAUAGCUAACAUUCUCUGUAGUCUCCGUGUUAUCAAGGCUGAGAAGAACUUGGGACUGUCGGGUUAAAUUUGCCAAUUGCUGUUCCAAAAGAAAGUCAAAUUUGGUUGUUGAGCUACUUCACUCAGCGAUGCCCAGAUCACCAAUCCACUCUUCACGUCCGAAGGUCUAUAGUAUCUAUUCCAUGAAUGAGACGAAACAAAGCAGGGCCGGGGCAUAUCAGGAAUGAGGGCUCGCACGUAAUGUGUUAAUGAAGACGGUGGCAUAGAGAAAAUACCAAAUGAUUUGAUGCAAUUUUUGUAAUGAAUGGGAG